Molecule: messenger RNA, 3499 nt
Organism: Periophthalmus magnuspinnatus
Lineage: Eukaryota; Metazoa; Chordata; Actinopteri; Gobiiformes; Gobiidae
Gene: tdrd1
Product: tudor domain containing 1
Exons: 24
Coding region: 53-3499 (1148 amino acids)
Source: RefSeq, a predicted model, not a curated record
GCAUCGACAACACGUGCUUCAAGCAGCAAACUGUGUAACUGACGCUUUUGUGAUGAAGAACUCACUCACUUUCUCACCAAACUCGGUUCGGCCAAACCUGCCUCUGAGGAGGCCCUCCACCAACCCCGUGGUUUUAUGUGAUGCGUCGCCAUCUUCAGGACGGAGCGCGCUGCUCCCUACACCUGUGCGCCCGGCCUCAUUCAGUUAUGGAGCAGGGAGCCUUAUGAAUUCAACUGCCAACAGCGAUAAGAUAACUGUGGCUCACACAGCACCAUCAUUGGCUCUGAAUUUCUGCAACUUCUGUGCACAACAAGGAAAUUUUCACUGUAAACGAUGUAAGAAAACUGCCUAUUGCUCAGUGGUGUGUCAGACAGAGGACUGGAAAGCACACAGACACAUGUGCAAGGCCAUUGAAGCAGAACCGACAAAUGACAAAAUCCUUGACGAUAGUGUCUCACCAGCUUCAGGAGACGAACCUGGUGAUCCAGUUCAUUCUGACACAAACAGCAUCCAUAGAGUCUAUAUGAAAGAUUUGCAUUCAAAAGUUACCAAAGGAGCAGAAAUCCAGGCAGCGGUUGUUGAGUUUCAUAGCCCUGGGCACUUCUUCAUUGUUGCCCAAAGCAAUGAGACUCUUGAAGCUCUACAAAUGAUAACCGUAGAGCUCCAGAAAACCUACAGCAUUCCAUCAGCGACUGCACACACACCUGUUGUAGAUGAGGUGUGUGCAGUGCAGUUCUCUUGUGAUAUGAACUGGUACCGUGGACUUGUCCAAAACUUGGCUGCUGACCAGAACAGUGCUCAGGUCCUUUAUAUUGACUUUGGCAAUAAGGAGAAAGUUCCUUUUGAACGAAUCAAGCCUCUGACUGCUAAACUGCAGCAAUUUGGUCCUUGUGCAAUUGAAUGCUGUAUUGCUGAAGUGGUGCCAGUUGCUGAUGCUUGGUCAGGUAAAUGUUGUAUAGCUGUAAGAAUGCUGUUGGAAGGAAAGACGCUCACUGUGAAGGUGUUGGACAUAAUGCAAAAUGGCCUUGUCCAUGCAGUAGAUAUCAUGCUUUCCAGGGGAAAUACUUUGAGCUCCUUUCUUCUGGAGCAUGAAUAUGCAGUAAAGAAAACAGUCAACAAAACACCAACAGAACAAGACAUAAAUGACAUGAAAAAUGCAUCUAUGGAAAACUUUAACUGUCACUCAAAUGGCAAAAACGACAACUUGUGGGCUCAUGUCCCAGAGUCCCUUACACAGGCAGUGGGCGACUCCUUCUCUGCCGUUGUCACCCAUUUUCAGUCACCUGAAAAAAUUGUUGUUCAGAAAGUAGAGAAUGCUGGAACUAUACAUAAUUUACAAAUGAUGCUAAGAGACCACUGUAACAAAGUGCCUGCAUCCAGUUAUUUCAGACCAGCACCUGGAACAGUUUGCUGUGCCUUAUUCUCCGAGGAUAAGCAGUGGUACCGGGCUAAAAUACUGGCGUAUUCUUCAGAAAAACGUGUCUGUGUUGGUUACCUGGAUUUUGGCAACUCUGAAGAUGUAGAUUUAAGCAAUUUGCGUCCCAUUACUCCGUCUCUGCUGGAUGUACCAAUGCAGGCUAUGACCUGUGGUUUAGUAGGUGUACAGCCAAUUGGAGAGAACUGGUCAGAGGAGUGUUUGCUGGCUCUGCAGAGAAGAGUCUCAAACCGUAUUCUGCGCAUUGAAAUCCAGGGUCCUCAUGAAGGCAAAGCUUUAGUGACAAUUAUUGACGAGGUCAGCGAUCCACAGACUAACAUAUCAGAGCUGCUGAUUGCUGCGGGUUUUGCAGUACCUGCUGUAGUUAACAUCAGCACUGACCAACCAACAGAAGUGUCACUUCCGGCUCCAGAAGUGCCCGUGUGCAGCCCUGCUCCAGAACCUCUGGUGUGGACUUGUGCUGUGCUUCCCUCUGACGGUCAAACGGUAACACUGCGACUCUGUAGUGUGGAGAGCCCUGGCAAGUUCUUUUGCCAUAUUGAUAAUCCUAAAGAUGUUGAACUUUUAAUGGCACUAGAAGCAGAGCUGAAGCCUUAUUGUGAGGUAGUGUCUUCAGCCUUCGAUCCAAAAUUGGGAGAGCCUUGCUGUGCCAUUAUCCCUGAAAAUGGCAAGUGCUUUCGGGCUCUGGUGAAGCAGUUGUGCAAGGAUGACAUUAUGGUUGCAAUUGUGGACUACGGUUAUUGUAUGAGUUUGAAGAAGAACCACCUAAGACCUAUUACAAACAAAUUUCUGACACUACCCUUCUUGGCAGUACCCUGCUGGCUUGCAGGUGUGGAACCCCGGGGCUCAAAAUGGACCAGUAAAGCUCUCCUGCAGUUCCAGACUUUGGUUGAGGGUGAGGCUCUGUCAGCACGUGUGCUCUCUGUCACUGAAGAUGGUUAUGGUGUCGAGCUCCAGAGCAAAAGCCAAAGUGUGGCUUCUGCCCUUGUCUCAGAGAAUUUGGCUAUAUUUCUGGGGGAAAAGGGAAAGCAAGAGGCUGCUAUGACCCCAAACAUACUGAAUGAAAGCGCUUUGGCGAACAGGCAAGAACAAGUGUCUAAUAACAAAGCAGCAUCAGAGCUAACACCAGAUACUACACUAUCUCAGAUUGGAGAGACAUCUUUUCCUGUAGACUGGAAAACGGUGGUGCUUCCAGUCAAUGAGACCUUUCAGCCCAGUAUUGCUGCUGUAUCAAGCCCAUCUCUUUUCUAUCUGUUUGGCCCCAGACAAGUUGGUGAGCAGCAGCUUCAGGAAAUGAUGCUUCAGUUGGCGGAAUACUGCAAAAGUCAGGGUUUUCAGCCCUCUGCACAUGUCACAGACAAACCUACUGCUGGUGCUGCAUGCUGUGCCCGCUUCACUGCUGAUAAUAACUGGUACCGUGCAGUGAUUCUGGAGGUAUGUGAUCAAGUGGCGAGUGUCAUCUAUGCGGACUAUGGGAACUCUGAGAAGGUGUCACUGUCAGAUAUCUUGCCCAUCCCUGCCAGUUUUCUCCAGCUGCCUUUUCAACUCAUCCGAUGCACUCUCAUUGGUAAAGAGUACUUCCCGGUGGAGUGGUCAGAGGAUGUGCUACGGAUGUUCCUGAGCGUUUUACAGCAGGGUGUCCUUGCCACAGUCGAGUCAUUUGAUGGCUAUUCUAACGUGCUCACUCUGUCCCUGCCCACUGAGUGCGGAGGUGGGCUCGUGGAGGCUAUGAUUUUAGAUGCUCUACAGGCACAUUCAAAGAGCACAACUGCUCCAAUCCCCGACAUUACACCUGCCAGCACUAUGUCCAGCACUGAUACUAGAAUUGAGAAAAGUCCAGAGCCAAGUGUGCUCCACGACAUGCCAAAUAAAUCUGAAAUUAGAACUACCUCCCAGGAGGUUCAACUCCCCCUGUCAACAGCACCUCUGGGCAAAAGCACAGAGACAGUACAUGAGAAUCCGGUUCAGAGAAUUCUCAAACACAUGGACCCACCAUGCUUGACUGACCCAAAGACUAGAGGCAAGUAUUUAAUACAUUUUUUACUUCCUUCACUACUGAAGUAG